AUGCAUUCUUGGUACUUAUUGCUGUUAAUAGUAUGUUUUACAAAAUACGUUAUAGGCAGGCCCCAAGAAGCGGAAUAUGCUAAUGAUAGUGAUGUUGAGGAAACAGACGAAGAAGAAGACUCCGCAGCAGAUGCAUACUCAGCUGACGAGGAGGAUUCUCGUCCGAACGACCAAGAACCGGCUGUUCAAGAAGAUGAGGUACCACGAAGUCGACAUUUACUAGACUUAACGGAGAGCAGAUAUUUGCAAAGCAACUUACCUGGCGAUCGCAUAGCUCGCGUCAAGGCUACUGACACCGUUCUGGACAAUAGGGGUGAAAGGAACCGAGAGCUGCACGAAGAGGCAAAUUUUGACGAGCAGCGUAAAUCAUAUCCAAAACGUCGUCAAUUAAACAGAUAUAAUGACGCUAGUGAUGAACAACAAGAAAUACAACAACAUUUGACUAACCAUGAUGUCAGCAAAUCCAGCCAUAUGCAGCCUGAAGAUGAGAUCCAAGCUAAUAAACGUACCAUAGAAUUUGAAACGACUGCUAAUGAGGAAGAAGGAGAUAUGAUAUUCGCCAGGAACAGGGACCAAGUAAGCUAUAUUAAUAAAAAUGAAAAUACUGGCAAUGACGCUCCAGAUUCAGAACAACCAAGAUAUAUUAAACAAUACUAUAACACAAUGCAAGCGGAGAAUAAAGAUAUGAUAGCUGACAAAGCUCAGGAUGGAGCGCACUUCAAAUUAAGAGAUAGGCGUGAAAUCAAAGAAGCUAAUCAAUCAGAUAAUUCUAAUUUACCAAGUACCGAAAAUAAGGAAAGCAAUGAUAAACAGGACAGUGAAGAUGAAGAAUCCGCUAUCAAACGACAUAUAAGAAAAUUGUCUAAGACUGAAUUAGAUCAGCUUUUAAGUUCCUUGACAGAAGAGAAAAGAGAGCUGUUAAAGAAAAUAAUUGAUGAGACUGAUUCUGGUGAUAAUGGGUAUAUUAAUAAAAGGGAAAUAACGAAAAAAGCUGGAGCUGUUGAAGAAAAUAAUUAUAUAGAAAAUUGUCAGUCAGAUUUAAGUAAAGUGCAAGGUGGUAGUCCAUCUCUAGAAACUAAGACUGAAAUUUCUUUAUCCCAAACUACAGAGACAGAAAGUAGUAAGCCGGAAUCAGGAUCUGAUAGCUCUGAAACGACUCAAAAAAUUGCAGACUUGAAUUUAGCCCCUAAUCAAAAUGACGAUGGUGUUCAGAAAACACCUGAUGGUAGUUUAAAUACAUUUUCUUUGAAUAUAGACUCCAAAGAUUCCGCUGACAUUUUAAGUAAUGUUCAAGUAACAUCUAAAACGGAAAAUAAAAGGGAAACUAAUUUGGAAGAUUUAGAAGAGGGUGACGAUUCUGCGGAAAAUAAUAACAUAUCAGGCCAAGAUUAUUCAAAUAAUCAAGGAUAUUUUUGCUCUCAAGAUGAAUCCAAUGUGGAUGAUGAUCAACCUCAUUUAGAUAAACAUUAUAAACGCGAAACGUACUAUGACAAACAAUCAGAUUUUUCUGACUCCAUGAAAUCUCUUGAAGAAUCUUUUCCUAACUCCAAUGCGUAUGAGCAAGAUUCAGGUUCUUACUCGGGACCUUUGGUCAGAGUAAAAAGGAAAAACUAUGACCAAAUUGUGAAAAAGAGAGCGGCUCGACUUCUGCCUGAUGCUAAAGUUGCUUAUUUUCCAUACAAGGCAGAAAAUGAAGACGAAGAUAAUGAAGAAGGCAAUGAAUUCGAUGAUGAAGGCUUUUAUGAUCGUACUUCUAAUUUCGUCAACAGCAAUAAAGCUGUAGAAGAAGAAACAGCUGACAAGGUUGAAAAUUCUAUUCAGCCAAAAAGUGGUAGCGCUGACAACUCCAAGUCAUCAAACGAGAAUAUAGAGAGUGAUACGAGAAGUCUCGGAUCAGAUACGGACAGCGUAUUAUCUGGCGUGGAGGGCGUCGAUGACAACCUCAUGUAUAAUAGUGGAACUAGAAAUAAACGUACUGCAGAUGAAAAUUCUAGUGACGCAACGCAAACUGAGGCAGAAAGUUCAACUUCGGUGAUGCAAGACGAAGUUAAAUCACCAUCAGAAAACUUCAUUAAUGUUCCGCAUUACCAAGAAAAUGAUGCUUUUGGUCCCCUUCCAAGAAGCUAUGACGGCGAUUUAACCAGAUACAAAAGAAUAAGACGUGUAAAACAGUUACACAAUGCACAAGAUAUAAAUUCUAAUAUUUAA
Messenger RNA from Arctia plantaginis, 2208 nucleotides. Lineage: Eukaryota; Metazoa; Arthropoda; Insecta; Lepidoptera; Erebidae. The record is from the annotation of a GenBank genome assembly.